AUGGCUGACAGCAAAGCCUAUCAGUUAGCUGAAGUAAAGAUUUCAAAGAGGUCCCGAAUCGGAAUAUUGGAAAGCAUCGAUCAGUUUGUGGAGGUAGCUAGUACGGCCGAAAUGGCGUUUUCGGGAACUGAGCGUCGUGCAGAUUUGGAUCGAUGGUAUACACAGCUGAUAACUUCAUUGAAAGACGGUAUUGAACAUACAGCAGUUUCCCCGUUCUCGAAAUCACCACCGGCGGUUGUCCGAUUCGAAAACUAUCAUCAUUUAUACUCGGUCUUGUCGGAGCUGAAAAUUGAUUGCUUGGAUGCGCAAAGGAAAGAAGCAAAGAAAGCUUAUCAGGAUAACAUGCAAAUUUACGUGAAAGAAUUGAUGGGUCGACCACUUGAGAAAAUACAUGUUAGUACUGUAUUUUGUUAG
Molecule: messenger RNA, 414 nt
Organism: Gongylonema pulchrum
Lineage: Eukaryota; Metazoa; Nematoda; Chromadorea; Rhabditida; Gongylonematidae
Source: the annotation of a GenBank genome assembly